CCGCAAUCAUCGUCCUUCACUUAAAAAACUUAAAGAAACGAGAAACUAUUAAACUUACCGUUAUCCUUAUUAAACAGUAGCAUAAGAAUCUUUCUUGCUAACCUUUUUUAUACAUUUGUUGUUGAUUCAAAAAACCCUAUAAGGCUAUGGCUAGGAAACAUGUCAAGGAAAUGUUUGAAAUCUGUCCAAAUGUGUAGUUUUUUAUUAUUUAAGCUCUAUUCCCAUCUUCCAUUGCUAGUGCUAUUUUUGUCUUAGUUUGUGGACAAGUUUACAAUGGACUUGAGGUGAAUACUACCAUUAAAAAUAAAACAACAACUUACUCUUUUGCACAAUGGCUUCAAUAAAGAGAUCUUGGAAAUUCCAAGAUUUCAUGGCUCACAAUGCAAACGUCAACUGUUUAGCACUAGGACACAAAUCUGGCAGAGUCUUGGUCACCGGAGGCGACGAUAAGAAAGUAAACUUGUGGGCGGUAGGUAAGCAGAGUUGUUUUAUGAGCCUGAGUGGACAUACGACAGCUGUAGAUUGUGUCCAAUUUAAUCAACUGGAAGAACUAGUAUGUGCAGGAUCGAGAGCUGGAGCUUUAAAGGUAUGGGAUUUAGAAGCAGCAAAAUUAGUACGCACCUUAAAUGGACACAAAUAUGCCAUAAAAUGUAUAGAUUUUCAUCCGUAUGGAGAUUUUUUGGUAUCUGGGAGUGCGGAUAGCAGUAUUAAAAUGUGGGAUACUAGAAAGAAAGGAGUGUUGUUUACAUAUAAUGGCCACAAAGGUACAGUUAAUAGUGUAAAAUUCAGUCCGGAUGGCCAAUGGGUGGCUACAGGAGGAGAAGAUUCGUCAGUCAAAAUUUGGGAUCUACGAGUCAAUAGGGUAUUAAAAGAAUUUAAAGAUCACAUCAAUCCCGUCUCCUGUGUGGAAUUCCAUCCUCAUGAAUUCUUACUAGCCAGUGGUAGCAUAGAUAGAUCAGUUAAUUUCUUCGAUUUGGAAAACUUUAAUGUAGUAUCAACUGAAAGUGAUGUAGGGGCAGUAAGGUGUUUGUGUUUCAACACGGAUGGUGAAUGUCUUUUUACAGGAAGUAGAGAUUACUUGAAAAUUGUAGGAUGGGAGCCAAAUAGACUCUAUGAUUCAGUGCCGGUGUAUUGGGGACGAGUAUCCGAUAUUUCCGUAGCUUCUAAUCAAUUGAUUGGUGCCUCUUUUCAUCUCACGAACGUCCAAGUCUAUGUAGUCGAUCUAAAAAAAUGCAAACCGUUCUCAUCUUCUUCAGUAUUAGACUCGCAUGUGAGUCCUUUUCUGCCUAACCAGAAUAUUAGGAAAAGUUUUUCGAAAGCCGAAAGGCCGCCAAGUCUGAAAAGUAGGAUGUUAGAUGUGAAGACAAUAGAAGAAAGUACGUCCGGUACUGAUCCGGAAGAAGAGUGUUCCGCGGAUAUUACUAAUGUUAAGGAUUACAACGAAAUAUUUCGAGGGAGAGCUAUACAAAGGACGCCGCCCCCAGAACCAGAACCUUUUCAAGAGCCUGAAAAGGACGAUCUUUUAGAGCCUCAAAUAUUGGGCGACAUCAUCAGCGACAAUUUCGAAGCUCUCUCAUUAGACAAUGAUAUUAAUAAUUACAAAAAUUCCACUAUUCAGAUCAAUACCAUCAACCACUAUUCCAGAUCUAAAUCGAAUUUGGACCAGGUUUACGAAAAUCGACAACAGAGAGACAAUAGAGAAAAUAUUCUGCCCAAUAUAAACAAGACAAAACCUGCACCGAAGUUCGUCCUUCAAAGGCAAAGUAGCUGUAAAGAUGUUCCUGAAAAACCCCCAAAAUCUUCUAGUAUUAAACAUAGUGUAUCCGAAGCCAAUAUUAAUAAAGGUUCCCUUUCUUCGAGAACCUCAUCGCGCAAAAACUCGUUCUCAAAACCCAGUAGUCGCAAUUCCACAAGUGUUCCUAACGUCUCAAAGUUGCCAAGUGCCAGAAAAUCAACUACCCUCCCAAAUGUCGACAUCUACGUCAAUUCGUCGAGGAUAUCGCCCGAAGAACACUCCAUACAAGACGAUGAUUUUAUUCCGGUGUCCAUUGAUAGGCCAGUGGGAUUGGAUCUAGACGAUUUUUUACCAAAAAAUUACAAUUCUCCCGGUUUCCAACAACAACUGCCGGAUAUGUCAGAAGCUGAAGUUCUAGGUGUCAUAAUGAGAGGUCAUGACCCUAUAAGGGAUAUUUUAAAUACUCGACAACGCAGUCUUAAAUUAGUACUUAAUCAAUAUAGGAGCAAAGAUAUGAAAUCAGCUGUUGAGUCUGCAGUGGCCAUGGGAGAUAUUUCCGUUCUGGUAGACGUUUUAGGUGUCAUUAAUACCAAAUAUUCAUUAUGGAAUUUGGAUUUAUGUGUUAUGGUUUUACCAAAAAUUUUGGAAUUAUUACAAAGCAAAUAUGAAUCAUAUCUAACGAUAGGUUGUAGUACUCUAAAAUUCAUCCUGCGUCAUUUCGGCGACACAAUCCGGAACAACGUACAAUCUCCCGUAGGAAGCUUCGGCGUGGACAUAAGCAGGGAAGAACGGUACCAAAAAUCGUUACGUUGUCACGAAUUUUUGGGCCAAAUACGAUCCUUCGUUGUGAAAAAACAGACUCUGCCGGGAAUAGGUACGUCUUUUAAAGAAAUCCAUACGAUGAUGCAGAAUUUUUUAGACUGACGGCCGCCCAAAAAUGCCUUACGUAGAUUUAAAAACUCUAGUGUGUGAAUAAAAACUGUUGAACAAUUUAUUAAUAAUUGAAGGAGUGAAAGUGUGUGAAUUUCGUCGAAAUGUGAAUUACUCAAAAAUCUCGCCAUUUUCGCAAUUUUUGACAUGGAUUUUUUCUUUAGAUCCUUAAAAAUAUACAGUGUGACAAUUUAAAAACUUACAA
Molecule: messenger RNA, 2870 nt
Organism: Psylliodes chrysocephalus
Lineage: Eukaryota; Metazoa; Arthropoda; Insecta; Coleoptera; Chrysomelidae
Source: the annotation of a GenBank genome assembly